AUGUCCAAUGCAGCCUCUGGAAAUGGUGAGAACACGCCUGGCGCUCAACGACUCGUCACGCUGGAUUUCCCGGCGCCGCUUCAACAGCGCGUCAUCAACGCGCUCAAAGCAGACCCCAAGACCGUCGACCUGCGCGCCCAGGCACCGCACUUCUACGCUCUCGGUGCCCGAAUCAUGGAGUUGUUCGAUGAUCGCGCGGUGCUGGAUACCUUGUUAGAUACAUUCAAACAACGAGCGGCAGAGAUUGCCGAUCAGGCACAUAACCCCCGAGGCGCAUUGGGUGACGGAGCAGAGUUUCUGAGAGGAUUGGAGGAGAGUGAGCGACAGCUAUUCAAGGCGGCACACGAGGGUCCCAAAGCCGUCAGAGCUUGGACGCAGGACUUGAAGAAGAAUACUUGA
Messenger RNA from Fonsecaea monophora, 399 nucleotides. RefSeq lists its product as hypothetical. Gene Ontology annotation, biological process: mitotic DNA replication initiation. Lineage: Eukaryota; Fungi; Ascomycota; Eurotiomycetes; Chaetothyriales; Herpotrichiellaceae. The transcript is spliced from 3 exons. The coding region runs from base 1 to 399 and encodes 132 amino acids. The record is from RefSeq and is a predicted model, not a curated record. Gene Ontology annotation, cellular component: GINS complex.